CCCUUCUUUCUUCUUUCAUCAUGGCCCUGCACAUGUUCGUCCGCUCACUGGGCACAUCUCAAUUCUUCCAGGGUCGCGGCGUGCUCACCCCUAGCCCUCUCUCCAUCUGUUUAACGGCGCUCGAUCAGAUCAUCAGCCCAUCAACCCAUUACAUCCACUAUCAGAUCAAUUGGCUCGCACGCAGCACGCCUCUUAAUGUUCUGAAGACAAACGACGCCCGCGGUCUACCUGACAUUCGGAGAACGAAUGCGGCCAUAAUGAUGCCACGUUGCGGGGCUUUCGGAGUGGUUGUCGGCCGCCGGUUCCCGAACUCGUACAUCGCACCGUGCGUGUACAACACAUUGAAGUCGGCAGUGACCCGGUGGUCCCCGGUCCAUUCGUCGGGCAGUGGGUCUCUCCCGGAAGCCGCUGUGUACAAAGACGGGGUAUAUGCUGGAUUCUUCCAUAACGUGACGCAUAGCGCGCCUCCAGGCAGCUUUUCCAUUUUAGUUUCCAUGUGGGACAAGCACCACGAUCCGUCAUGCCAGACGCCGUCUGCCAUGACGCCAUAA
This is a messenger RNA of Sodiomyces alkalinus F11, 551 nucleotides long. RefSeq lists its product as hypothetical. Lineage: Eukaryota; Fungi; Ascomycota; Sordariomycetes; Glomerellales; Plectosphaerellaceae. The record is from RefSeq and is a predicted model, not a curated record. The transcript has 5 exons. The coding region runs from base 21 to 551 and encodes 176 amino acids.